AUUCUAUGCAAGUCGACACUUCCUUAACAUAUGAUCCUUUCAGCCAAGAGCUCAUCCCAUUGCAAAUUGCAUCAAUACCUUCACCCUGAAUUCAUUACAGUUUUCUCGAACAGGUUUGAAUACCUUCAAUGAUUGGACGCGGUUAUCCCCCGUAAGAACUAUGAAGAAACCCUUUCACGUUCAAGGAAACUGGAUUCCACUGGGAAUCUUCUUUUCAGUGUCUCAGUGUGGCAUGCCCUAUGACCAGUACUUAUUUUUCUGGCCAAUUCAGAGGAAUCAAAAUUGGCAACAUCAGCCAAGUUAUCUGCAUAGUCAAUGAUGUCAACCUGUUUAACGGGUGAUUAUUUGGGUGCUUCGUAUACGCAAAUUUCCACAAACCAACCAUCUCGAAUAAACGAUAGUGCGAAUACGAUCUGCCAUUGAAUUUUGCCCACAUUGACACAAAGCCCUCGUUUUGCAAUGGCAGUGCUUCUGUUGACAGGUCAAUACAGACAGAGACCACCAACCAGGUCAUGCAGGUAUCUUAGCAUCCAGCAAGAUGCCUUCUUCCAGCAUAGCUCCCUCCUACGGUGAAUUUUCUUUAGAUCUGAGAGUGACUGAUACACAUAACCAAACAUCAUGAUGAGCUUUAGACCGGGGGAAUUUCUUUUGGCAAGUCCAAAACCAUUGAAAACCCUUUGGAAAUCCUAGGGAUUGAACAAUAUGGUCUUAGUCAUCGUGCUAACAACAUGUCUGCCUCAAAAAUCAUGUCUGUGUCGGCAGUGUCUUGGUUGGCCAUUUUCAUCCUCAUCCUCCUGAGCUUCCCAACCCUGGAGGGAUCUGAAUUAAAUCUAAAUUGUGGCAUCAACUUGCGGGCUCGCAAUUUUUUCGGGCCGCGGGUUGCCAAUAACUCCGAUUUUGGUGCUGACGAUGAUGGGAUCACGGGUUUUCCCGGAUCUUGGCCAUGGAUGAUCUCGGCUGGCCGAGGACUGAAUGAAUCGUGGAUACACAAAUGUGCAGGCACUUUGAUCCAUGCCAAAUAUGUGCUCACAGCCGCCCAUUGUGCUGUUGUCAGCGAGAAUUGGUCGCUGAGAUUUGGAGAUCGGAAUCUGAAAUCUUCCUUGGACGAUUAUAAUGUGAUAACCCGGCAGAUCAAGAAAACGCACAUCCAUACGAAGUAUGUGGGUGAUUUGAGCGCUUAUUAUGAUGUUGCCAUCUGGGAAUUGGACCAAGAAAUUCGAUUAAACACUUUUCAAUCGCCAAUUUGUUUGCCUGGUGCUUCAUCCUAUGAACCUAACCAAUACGACGGUCAGAAAGUCACUCUCCUUGGAUGGGGAUUACUCACUCCGUUCGGAUCCAGGAGGAAUGAUGUACUGAGGAAAGCUCCUCUCAAGAUUUUUUCCAAUGAAUAUUGCAAUGCGACGCACAAACACGUCCAAGGAAGGUUUCUCCAAAACCGAGUCCAGAUUUCACUUCCGAGGUUGUUCCCAGAUCAUCUGAUGUGUGCCGGCCAUGAAGAGGGCCAGUUCGGCUCAUGUCAGGGAGAUUCCGGUGGACCGAUCAUGCAGCUCAUCGCGAAUGACACCCAGAUGCGUUACGUCCAAGUUGGAAUAGUGCAAGGAGGUGUAAGACAUUGUGGAGACCCAAAGUAUCCCGGUAUCUACACCCGAAUAGACAAUCCCGAGAUCACAGAAUUCAUUGAAAGUGUCAUCAAGCCAGCCAACGAAUAUCCUGACCUUCUCAAGGAGUUAUUUGAAGGAACUGAAACCGGGAACAUCCUCGACCACAGGGUUUCGCACAAUGACCCUGAAGAUCCCAAUCAUCAAGCCUCUCUCACGAUCGUGCGUGCGGCUCAAACAGGCAAUUUAGCCCUUACCAGAUCAUUGGUGCAAGCUGGAGCCACUGUGAAUUACCAAGACUUUGGUGUCGAAUCGCCAUUGACCGCAGCUUGCCGUUUUGGACAUUUUGAAGUGGCCAAGUUCCUCUUGGAUGCUGGUGCAAAUGUCAACCACAAAGCUGCCUCCAAAAUGACCUGCCUUGACAGUGCCAUUGGCCUUAAUGCCACCGAGAUGGUUGAAUUUUUGAUCAAGAAAGGACAAGUACUGACUCAUCCCGGAGAGACGCUCAUUCAGGCUGCAUCCUCUGGGAAUCUGGAAAUUCUCAAACAAAUUGCGGGAACAGGGCAUUUUGGUCGUUUGCCCAUUGAAGAUCAAAUUAUCAUUGACGGUCCCACCAACUCCAAAGGCGAAAACGCUCUUCGGAUCAGCAUUGACCAAGAUCGAGUGGAUUUGUUCAAGUUUCUGGUUGAAGCUGGGGCUAAUUUGUAUCAAACAUUCCCAGACUAUCCCAUGUCCUUGGCGCCAUUAUUUGUAGCCGCGGCAGAUGGGCGCUACGAAAUUGUCAAAUACCUGGUGGAAUCCGGCUUAGACCCCAAUUUCCAUGCUGAGGGCACUCAUGCCACGCCCUUCCUUCAUGCUUGUCUGGGAAAAGGCAGAUUGGAUAUGAUCAAGUAUCUCAUUGAACAUGGCGCAAAUGUGAACGAGGUCUCACAAAACGGGUAUUCAUGUCUCUCUGCGGCAUUACGGAAAAAAGACGCGAAAGUGUUCGAGUUUCUGAAAAAAUGGGUAACGGUGGGGAGACGAGCAACAGACUUUGUCAUUACCAUAAAUCAAAAUUUUACCAUCCUUCUUGUUAUAAUCUUAAUUUUAAAAUCCCUGCUUCUCGUCAGUUACUGUAAAAUAUUGAAGGGCUCGUCAUCUAAGCCAAGAAAUGGCGGCCUUUUAAACUUUUGCCUAAACUCAUUGAGUACCUAAACCACCUUGCUGGCUGUGAAUUAUGUUACCUCUAGUACAUAUCGACAAAAUAAGCAUUGUUCUCUAAGUACAAAUAAAAUAACUCUACUGUA
Molecule: messenger RNA, 2884 nt
Organism: Tigriopus californicus
Lineage: Eukaryota; Metazoa; Arthropoda; Copepoda; Harpacticoida; Harpacticidae
Exons: 8
Coding region: 729-2792 (687 amino acids)
Biological process (GO): proteolysis
Molecular function (GO): serine-type endopeptidase activity; protein binding
Source: RefSeq, a predicted model, not a curated record